AAAAACCCUAAACCUCUCUCUGUAUUAUAAAUUUCCCCCAAAAAACUCCACAUCUCUUCAUCCUCUUCCACUGCAAUCUCUUCAUUCAAUCUCUCUUUCUCAAAUCAUCAGCAAUGGAAUUCUGGGGAGUUGAAGUUCUGGCAGGGAAGUCAGUUAAAGUGAAGCCUGAUUUUGAAACCCUCAUCCACGUUUCCCAGGCAUCACUUGAUAAAGGGAAGAAGGGAGAAACUGCUUUGUUGUAUGUGACUGUUGAUAAGAAGAAGCUUGUGUUGGGAACACUCUCUCAAGGCAACAUUCCUCAGAUUAGCUUCGAUCUCGUCUUUGAGAAGGAGUUCGAGCUUUCACACUCUUUGGAGAGUGGAAGUGUUCACUUUGUUGGAUACAAAUCCCCCAACAUGAUGGAAGAAGAGGAGGACUCCUCUGACUCAGAAGAGGAGGAGGAAGAAGCGCCAGUUCCUGCAGCUGUUGCUACCAAUGGUGGCUCGAAUGUUGUUGUCAAGGCUGACUCAAGACCAAAGGUCACGCUUGUGGAAGCGAAGCCUGAGUCUGACGAGGAGGAGGAUGAUGAUGAGUCUGACGAGGAGGAUGAUUCUGAAGAGGAUGGAUCAGACUCUGAGAAAGGAAUGGAUGUUAACGAGGAUGAUUCAGAGGAUGAUUCUGAAGAGGAAGAGACCCCUAAGAAGCCUGAGGUGUCCAACAAAAAGAGGCCGAAUGAAUCUGCUUCCAAAACACCUAUCUCAGCUAAGAAAGCAAAACCAGCUACACCACACCCAGCUAAAAAGGGUGGAAAGAGUCCUAUGAAUGCUAACCAGAGCCCCAAAUCUGGAGGUCAAUCAUCAUCCGGUGCUGGUUCUAACAAGAAGCAAUUCAACUCUGGCAAGCAAUUUGGUUCUAACAACAAAGGCAAAGGCAAAGGAAAGGGCAAAGCCUAAGUUUGAAGUGGGAGCUUUGGAGGAAAGAAACCGGUUUUUAUUUUAAUUUUUGUUGUCUUCAGAUUUUUAUCUAAAUUGCAAUUUUAUAAAUGUCAUUUCAGUAUGAAAAUUGCUGGAUUGAGAAAGAAAACGAUUUUGAAUCAUGAAACUGUUUUACUAUCA
This is a messenger RNA of Brassica oleracea var. oleracea, 1094 nucleotides long. Its product is annotated as histone deacetylase HDT2-like. The record is from RefSeq and is a predicted model, not a curated record. The coding region runs from base 114 to 932 and encodes 272 amino acids. The transcript is spliced from 5 exons. NCBI's taxonomy places the organism in Eukaryota, Viridiplantae, Streptophyta, Magnoliopsida, Brassicales, Brassicaceae.